AUGAGCAUACAAUUUUAUAACAUUAACAGGGUUAUAUUUCGAUUAACGAAUGUUGUAAUUUUACUAACAUCCAAUUGAAAUGGGCACAUGUGGAAAUUAGAUUUCCCGUUCUGUUUAUUCAGAUACUGACAGACGUUUCAGAGGAAAUUACUGCCUCCAUCAUAACCCUGAUGUUGGAGGCAGUGAGCUCCUCUGAUACAUCGGUCAGUAUCUCUCACACUACUUAAUGCAACAUCCAUCUUCAAACACAUGGCUAUGUGAGUACUACAUCUAGCUGAAUCGGAACAUUACUACUUUAAGACUUAUGGCUUUUUGAAUGCUUUUUUAUUUUAAUGGCUAGAUAGAUUGUUUCAUCACAAUUAUUUCCCCUCUUCCUUUUGCGGCUUUUAAUGGUGUUCUAUGCCAAAUCACGACGGAGAUGACACAGGGCUGUGUUGUCAUUCACUGAAUCUCUUAGAAAUGGGAAAUGAGUCAUGUUUUCACCCCAGAUGUUUGGAAGACUGGUAUCUGACAACUUUAAUAAUACAUUUUAAUUGCAAAUGUUCAGUCUGGGUAACGAUGACAUCACUUACGGGCAGACACCAGAUUGCCAUACACCUGGAACAUAAUUUGCUUCAUAAUUUCACUCUGCUCUGUUUUUGCAGGGAGGCAGAAUGAACUGCUCUAGCAGGGAAUGCCCCAUCACAUGUUCCAGCAGUGAGGAUUCCUCAGAAUGCUGUAGGAUCUGCACAGAGUCACGAACAUCCAACUACAGGCCGGCAUCACCUGAUGUUGUGGCGUGCAUCCACAAUGGACGUAUCUACAAGGAUGGACAGAACUUCCCAUCCAACUCGACUGGAAUGAAAGUUAACAGCCCCAACCAGUGCGUCCAAUGCAAGUGCCAGGAAGGACUUGUAUUAUGUGAAGUACAGACAUGCCAGGAGCCAAGCUGCCAUGAACCAAUGCACAGUCCUGACAACUGCUGCCCUAUAUGCCCAGAAGUUGCUGGUAACAGAGAAUUAUCAUCCCCUGUGACAUUCAAGGACCCAACUGCCCCACGGGACCGACGAGACAAGGAUUGCAUAUCAGCUGGCAAAUAUUAUUUAGAUGGGUCAUCAUGGCAUCCUGUGAUUGGUCCAUUUGGUCCAAUGGAUUGUGUCAUGUGCCAGUGUAACUCUGGAAACAUUGUGUGCAACAGAUUCAAGUGUCCAAGUCGAGCAGAACUGCCAUGUGUGAAGCCGGCAAAGCAGUUUGGUCAAUGCUGCCCUAUCUGCCCCAUUACAGUUAUGUCAGCAGUACAACAAGGAAUACCAGAAGUUGGAGCACUGCAGUGCAUCCCUAAAGCUGCAGAGCUGGUUGUAUACCGGGCCCAAGGUGCAGGAAAUCUUUCAGAGUUUCUGCAGUAUGCAUUCCAACAUCCAGAUGCUAAGGCAGGCGAAACUGAGUUGCACUCAUGGGUGAUGAGAAAUGGAGCCGUCCAUUCCUUCCAACUGCAGACAAUCACUGCAAGCAACUUCGAGGACCUGAGACAUAAGUUCCAUUUUGUACCUCUUGGCACAACAUCUGGAAAGCAUGCGAGCAAAUUCGAAAGGCGUGAGAAGAAGCUUAGGCGACGGUGCAAGACAAAAUGCAGCUCCAAAGUGCAACGCUUAGAGGAGGUGCUGAGCCUUGGCAAGGUAGCACUUCGGAAGACGUGUCUCGCCUCAGAAAUGUUGCUGCCAUCUCUAUGAGGCAUAUUUUUAGUAGCACGUCAAUUUAUAGCUAUGUAACAACUACAUGGUUUUUCAUUAUGUACAGCUAUUUUGAAUGCCAAACACAGGGAUGGGUUAUGCAGGCAGCACAAACAAUUCCUUGUAUAGUAGUCACAGUGAAUCCAAAAUAUCAUGAUGAUGUCUGUAAAAUAUGUCUGCCUUCUUUGAGUAAUCUCAAUUUAAAAUUAUUUGGGAAGAUUUUAACAGGACCAAGAUUAAUAACCAAACAUCCUAAAAAUGCUAUCAAGAUACAAAAUUUUAUGUUGGAUUCAGUUUGAAUAUUGCUUUACUUUAUUGGCAUUUUAUUCCAUUUGCAUGGUCCAUUUACUUUAACAGCUGCAACUUAGUAAGUUCUAGGAGAAAAAAACACUGGCUGUCAAGUAACUAGAGGUACCAAUUCAUGGAUACACUGACUAACAUGCACGUAACCUGUAAGUAUGUAACAUAAAUACUCACACUAGGUAUGAAAGCCAAUGAUAACCUCAAAUCCUACAGAUGUUAUAACGUUUGCAAGGAUAUAAAAUUCCUUUCAUUGGAAAUCAAAAUAUUUUACCCUUUUAAUGCCAUAUCUUUUUCAAGCAACUGCAAGAUUUUAUAAUAAAAUUUCUUUAAGCACAUAUUUAUACCAAUAUUUCAACAGCCUUUGGUAGAAUUCUUGUGAUGAGGAAAUAUAUACUAGCUUUUAAUCUAGUGCCAGUAUUCAAACUCACAAAGCAAGCAAUAUGAGGCCAUUCAGUUUUGACAUGAAGCACAACUACUUAAGAAAUUGAAACUGAAUGAACUGAGGAGUAGCACAGCAGACAUUACAUUAGGUAAUAAGUAUAAUCAUAGUGGUGAAAAUAUAGUUCUCAACAUACUGAACAAACACCUUACACAACUAGCAACAUGAAAUCUGCUGUGAUGACUACUGUACAAGUCAAUAAUGUCACUAUUUUGAAAGGCUCAAAGUCCCUAAAGAGUUUGUUGCUAAGUGACAGAUAUUUCAAACAAUAAAAUCAAAAUUCCAAUCCCAGACCAAAAUGUUGGAAAUGUGACAUCGUACCAUGGGGACCCAUAUGAAAAAAAAUGUUUAUUGUAGCUUGUUAGAUGCUUCAGGGGGUUUUCCUGUUUCUGAAACCUUCUGCUAAACUAGCACAAGCGAAUACUAUUUUACAAAGAAGCAAUAACCUUGCAAACAACUAAGAAUCAAACAACAAAACCUCUCUUAUUAUACAAUACACAUAAAUAUAACAGGAUCAGUGAUAAUCUGUUUGUAAAUUUUAUUGCAUGCAUGAUAUCAUAUGCAAAAUAUCACCCAUAUAACAUUGGUCUGACUGUAGUUCUCAUUUUAUCAGUCUUUAAGGGGCACUUAAUUGUCCCUUCAGUGUAAAGUAUUGAAUAUGAAGUUUGCCUUGGCAUUAUUGUUGUGAUAUUUUAUUAAGGAAUUCAGUCAGUUUUAGUACAUAAAAUGUAGAGUAUGACUU
Molecule: messenger RNA, 3193 nt
Organism: Zootermopsis nevadensis
Lineage: Eukaryota; Metazoa; Arthropoda; Insecta; Blattodea; Termopsidae
Source: RefSeq, a predicted model, not a curated record